AGCAGCAUGGCAGCCGUCGUUCUUCUCAACUCAACGUGGGACGUGGACUUCGCCUUUUUCUGAUGAACUUUUACUUGCAAAAAUUAUCAAAUUUCUUACUAAACACCGGUCAUGUGCAUUCAGUAAUUAUUUCAGCACAUGCUGUUGCACUUUUUAGAACCACUUUAGUGUGAUAUUCUGUAGCAAAACUUGUUCAAACAAAUUGAAGAGAGCUACAUGAACGAUUUUGUCAUGCAAGGCCACGUGAACCGUGUGCGUUUUGCCAAGCAAGUCACGCCCGUGAGUGCAUUGUCACUCGGACAGAGAAAAACUUUUGUAGCAGCACAUUAUUUGAAGCAAAAUUCACAGAAAAUAACUUUUAGUGCAUUAUUAUGAGUUCCUUGAAGUUCUCUAGUUUCGACGACAGAGACUCUUAAAGCAAAUUCUGUGUCGAGAUUUGCGAGUGGCCUUAGCUCCAUUGUGCCACCGUAUACUGCAACAGAAAACUUCAUGACCAAAGCCGAACAUCUAGCUCUAUGGCUCCACCGACAUCUUGUCAGCGUCGGUGAAAAUGACCGGGAAGCAGCAGUGCGCGCGCUGGACCAAGACGGGGAACAACGAGGCGGAGACAAACCCAGCCAGAGCGGGGAGCUCCCGGUGUGGUCGAGCCCAGCUUCAGGCGCGGCAUUGAGGGGACUGUCGUCGGUACUGUCUCUCAGUAGUACAGAGCCCCUAAAUGGACAGGUGCUCCUUUCAACUCUGAGACCAGAUGGUGGCUGUUGUCGAUGGAUUUGUGGUUUGUGGACGAGCAGUGGAGUCCUCGCUGGAGUCAUCGCCGGAUUCAGGUAAGGAAAACUUGGCAAAAUCCGACCUCCACUUUUCAAGUUUGCUCAAGUGAAAUAUGCUCCUCUUUGAUAGAAAAUUAUUUGAUUGAAAAUUAGGGAUUUUAUGGCCUUAAUUGCCAUACUCAAGAACAUCAUUGCUACAGAGGCACAGUAGAGGAAACGAAGAGAACAAAUCCAAGUCAAGUUUAAAAAAAGUCUUAAACAGACCAGGCUACUUGUAAACACUCAAAAGUAGCCUAUAUCCCCCCCACCCUCCCCCAUGGAAGAACAAAAUCACAAGAAUGUUGAUAAUUAUUUUGCAACGGAGGCACAGAAUGCCAAUCGGGUUUUCACCCAUAAACUGUCAAUCAAAACUAUAGUUAUUAUUCGUCAUUGAUAAUAAUUUCAAGUUUCACUUUGGAUGU
Messenger RNA from Asterias rubens (European starfish), 1228 nucleotides. RefSeq lists its product as uncharacterized. The coding region runs from base 490 to 828 and encodes 112 amino acids. The record is from RefSeq and is a predicted model, not a curated record. Lineage: Eukaryota; Metazoa; Echinodermata; Asteroidea; Forcipulatida; Asteriidae. The transcript is spliced from 3 exons.